AUGCCCGUGAGCAUGUUCAGCAUCGACAACAUCCUGGCGGCCAGACCUCGCUGCAAGGACUCGCUCCUGCUGCCCCCGAGCGCCGCCGCGCCCGUCGUCUUCCCCGGCCUCCACGGGGACUCGCUCUACGGCAGCGCCUCCGACUACGGCGGAUUUUACUCGCGGGCCGUGGCCCCCGCCUCCAGCCUGCCGGCCGUCGGCGGAUCUAGGCUCGGCUACAACAACUACUACUACGGGCAGCUGCAUGUGCAGGCGGCCCCCGUGGGCCCGUCGUGCUGCGGCGCCGUGCCGCCCCUCGGCGCACAGCAGUGCUCCUGCGUGCCCGCCGCAGGUUACGAGGGCACCGGCUCGGUCCUGAUGUCCCCUGUCCCCCACCAGAUGCUGCCCUACAUGAACGUGGGCACUUUGUCCCGCACGGAGCUGCAGUUGCUCAACCAGCUGCACUGCCGGCGGAAAAGACGGCACCGGACCAUCUUCACGGACGAGCAGCUGGAGGCUUUGGAAAACCUCUUCCAGGAAACGAAAUACCCAGACGUAGGCACCAGGGAGCAGCUGGCCAGGAGAGUGCACCUAAGAGAGGAGAAAGUGGAGGUUUGGUUCAAAAACCGCCGGGCGAAAUGGAGACGGCAGAAGCGAUCGUCCUCGGAGGAGUCGGAAAACGCCCAGAAAUGGAGUAAAGCGUCCAAAACGUCCCCGGAGAAGCGGCAGGAGGACGGGAAAAGUGACUUGGACUCGGACAGCUGAUGGCCGCGCCGGGGAGGACGUCUCCCGUGGACUGUAGGACUUGCUCCCGAGGAUGCUACUGUCUUGCACAAACUCUGCCUUGUCGGAGAGGGGGAAAC
This is a messenger RNA of Nothoprocta perdicaria, 842 nucleotides long. RefSeq names its product goosecoid homeobox (gene GSC). The record is from RefSeq and is a predicted model, not a curated record. Gene Ontology annotation, cellular component: nucleus. Gene Ontology annotation, biological process: regulation of transcription by RNA polymerase II. Lineage: Eukaryota; Metazoa; Chordata; Aves; Tinamiformes; Tinamidae. Bases 1 to 744 code for a protein of 247 amino acids. Gene Ontology annotation, molecular function: RNA polymerase II cis-regulatory region sequence-specific DNA binding; DNA-binding transcription factor activity, RNA polymerase II-specific. The transcript is spliced from 3 exons.